AAAAAAAUCUACGAAGUCGCGAGCCGAGUCGUGACGUCACCAACGGGUCUGACAGCCGACGUUGCAGCCAUGGAGGAAGUGAGAGUGUUUCCUCUGACCUGUGCCGUGCAAAAUUAUGCGUGGGGGAAGGUCGGGCUGGAUAGUGAAGUGGCCAAACUCGUGGUUGGUGGAGACCCUGUAGCUGUUGUAGCGGAUGGCAAGCCCUAUGCAGAGCUGUGGAUGGGUGCCCACCCAAAAGGUGAUGCCCAGAUUAAAGACAACAGGAUCGCGCAGACCACUCUGGGCCAGUGGAUCGCCCACUUCCCCGCCUGCCUGGGCUCCAAAGUCAAAGACACCUUCCAGGGCCAGCUGCCCUUCCUCUUCAAAGUCCUCUCUGUCAAGACAGCGUUGUCCAUACAGGCCCACCCCAACAGAGAGUUAGCUGCUCGUCUCCAUGCUCAGUUUCCGGAGCACUAUCCAGACAACAACCACAAGCCGGAGAUGGCCAUUGCUCUCACCCGCUUUCAGGGCCUCUGUGGCUUCAGACCAGUGGAGGAGAUCCUGGGAUUUCUUAAAUCUGUCCCAGAGUUCCAUGCUCUGGUGGGCAACGAGGCAGCAGGGGAGCUGCUGUGCAGCAUGGGAGAUGCGGUUCACACGAGCCAGGUGCUGAAGAAGUGCUUCACCAGGAUGAUGAACUGUGAGAAGAAGGUGUUCGUAGAUCAGCUCAACAUGCUGGUCAAGAGAGUCACAGAAGAGGGUGCAGCAGGGAAGGACACAUCAAGCAGCAACGGGGAUAUGCUGCUCCGUCUCCACUCCCAGUAUCCCGGAGACAUCGGCUGCUUCUCCAUCUACUUCCUCAACCACAUUGUCCUGGAUCCAGGCCAGGCCAUGUUUCUGGGAGCCAACGAGCCUCACGCUUACCUUUACGGAGACUGUAUUGAGUGUAUGGCCUGCUCAGACAACACGGUGAGGGCCGGUCUGACACCGAAAUACAUUGAUGUCAACACGCUGUGUGAGAUGCUGAACUACAGCCCAGCCCCCGCCAGCUCCAAAAUCUUCCCAUGUGUCCAGGACGCUUCAGAUCCCUGCGUGUCCCUGUACGACCCCCCAGUGCCAGACUUUACUGUCAUGAGAAUACAGGUCCCAGCCUCGGUGAAGCAGUACACUGUGGCUCCGGUCGACAGCGCCAGCAUCCUCCUGGUCAUCGAAGGCGACGCCACGGCAACCUCUGCUGCCGCCCUCUCUGACGUCACGCUGAGGCGGGGCACCGUCCUGUUUGUCUCAGCCAACGAGAGCGUCUCCCUGCACAUCACCUCCCAGUCAGGGAUGGACAUGUUCCGAGCCUGCUGCCUCCUGUAGGCGUGAGUCUGUGUGUGAAAGCUCAUACUACCUGUGUUUGUUUUCCUCUGGUUUGAAUCAGAAAGGUCCACGUUAAGGAUUGAGCCCAAUGAUCGCUGUGCACUUUUUAGUAGGUAGUAUGUUAAAGGAGCUUUCAGACACAGUGUCGGUGCCCGUCUGUGCCCGCAGCUCCCCCAAACCUGAAUUCUCCUGCAGACUGCACUAGUCACUGCUCAAGUUCUUUCGCUUUAAAAAUCCAGCUGUAAUCCAUUGCUGCUGGAUCUUAAUUGGUUUAAACUUUUUUACCUGUAGUGGUGCAAUGACAUCUUUUUUAAAAAGCAGACAAUGUGCAUAUCCCAAAUUCUUUAUAGGUGCUAGACAGAGGACACAUAGUAAGAAUAAAAAGUAAAAUAUGUCUUCGACACUAAACAGGACCGGAUAUAAAUAAAUAAAAAGUGCAUGACACCAUUUCGCCGACUUGACUUGAUCAUGAUGAUUGAGUGCCUGAAAUGUUGCAUGAAAGUUUAUUCUUGACCUUGGAAACAGCAGUUGAGAAAAUAACCUCAUUAGGUCAGUUUAGUAGCUGUUCUUUAACUGCUCAGAAGAAAUGAAAAUGUGAAAAUCUGCGGUUCCAUUAUAACAGGGUAACACUAUCUGACAAAAAGCUCUAGAACAGCUAAUAAUUCAAACUUUUGGUGAGAUAGUUUUCUAAACAACAGAGCAAACUCUGAACAUCCACUGAUGAGUGUGAUUGUUGAAAGCCUGGAAAAGGCUACCAAAAUCACCUUUAAAAUAUUGUCCGUGUGCAAUUUUCUUUGUUUGUAAUUGGUUGUCCUUCAGUGUUUCUGUAAUCUUUUCCUUUUUAUUCCUAACACACACACUAACAGCUGCAUGUUUUUAUCCUAUUAAUAUACAUUCAAACAGCACUGAAACAGGGUGGGGGAUAUGUUUACACUGGUGCAGUACACUGCCACUCACUGCUUUGUACAAGUACAGUCCAGAGCCACCUUGUUGAGGACUUAGCAUGUUUGUUAUAUGAGCCAGCAGUUAGUCUUUUCACUGGUGCAAACUAACGGUUUCAUCAUUUUAGAUUAGCUUGAACAAGUAAUUAUCCACCUCUGGCGGGAAAAUACAUUGUUAGUAUAUCAACAGUAGUGUAAUACUGAGAUGCCUGUGCAUGUUUGAUUUAAAGCAGUGAUACUGGAGAGGGCCUUUUCAAUCAAGUAUUACUGCUGUUAACUGUUACCAGCGCAUGUUUACAGUCUGGAAACUUCUAAAAAAUUGUAGUAAACAAUCAUAAAGAUAAAAAAACAAAGAGGGCCUCUAACUAUGGCCGUCCCAGUAAGCACGACUACAUGGGAAUCAGAAUUGCAUAUUAAUUCAAACUUUAAAAGUUAUAUAUGACUACAUGUACAUGUACUACUGCUGCUUGUUGCAUAUUUAUACAAUUUGACCCAAACCUGUUGACACAUCCACAUCUUGUACAGUUGUAAAACAAAAUGCUGCAAUCAAUUUAAAGUAUUAUAAGAGGAAACUUAGUCUGUAUUUCUGAGUAUUUGAAAACUAUUUUUUACAGACUUUGCAUGUUUUGUUGUUUGUACUGAUACUUGACAUUACAUACUAAGAAAUAUGAACCCUGAAACUGCGCUGUAUGAGGUAUUUACCUGAACAUUAUAUCAUAAGGUGAGUUAAUCGUGACAGUACAAUCUUUUCCAACAUAUUGCUACAAUAUUGUAACUAGAUUAUUUCAGUAUGGUGCACAUUUCUCCACAAUAUUCCAGUUCAAACCAGGGUCCAUCUGAAUUCAGUCAAUCAUGGAGUGGAUUUUCUUGUUGUAAUAAUUUGUAUGGGUUAUCUUGAAUUAAAUAUUUUAGAACCAAUGAUCUAUCUGCCUGCCAGCCUACCAGUGAGUAAAUAUUUAUCUUAGUUGACCUGAAUGAAUGACUAGAGUGAAAUGAGCCAACGCUGGUAAUGCUUUGACCUACUUCAUGACCAUGUUAGUGAUGGAGGUGGAUCUGUAAGCUUGUCCUGAAUGAAGAUGCACUAAAACGUUGUUUGUUGUUGCUGAAAUUGUUCAGAAAUGGAAGACUUUUCAAGAGAGGGAUGUUAAUAGUAAACAUCACUGCAUUUUUUUUUUCCGAUUAUAGAACCAUUAACUUCCUUUAGCUCUAGAAUUGUAGAGCCUCCAAUUAUUUUUGUCAACAACCAACCUACUAUUAUUACUAUUUUACUAUUAUACCAUCUUGUCAAAAUGGUUUAAUUUAGUAAUGUUGUAGAGGUCACUGUUUCAAACAUGAUCUGAUCUUGAUUUUUAACUUUUAAUUUAACUAUCACAGACUUUUGUUACUGAUCUUGCUUUGCGUCACCUUUUAGUUUUAUUAUUUUAUCGUCUAGGACUUUGCACAGAAUUUCUUUUUCCUUUGACUCAUGUCCUUCAAAUGCACACAAAGCUGAAGGCCACACUGUUUUACCUUUAUUGUUUUAUUUAACUAUAGUGAGAACAAUUUUUGGAAUAUUUCUCUAGUGAGGGCAUGGUUUAGCAUUUUAAAAUGGUUUAAUAUGGUGAUGCUGUCGCCUGGGACUGCAGAGAACGUGUAUGUAAAAGUGGUUUAAUAAAGCCUGCUUCCAUUACUA
This is a messenger RNA of Sander lucioperca (pikeperch), 3951 nucleotides long. RefSeq names its product mannose phosphate isomerase (gene mpi). The record is from RefSeq and is a predicted model, not a curated record. Gene Ontology annotation, molecular function: mannose-6-phosphate isomerase activity; zinc ion binding. NCBI's taxonomy places the organism in Eukaryota, Metazoa, Chordata, Actinopteri, Perciformes, Percidae. Bases 70 to 1338 code for a protein of 422 amino acids. The transcript is spliced from 8 exons. Gene Ontology annotation, biological process: carbohydrate metabolic process; GDP-mannose biosynthetic process. Gene Ontology annotation, cellular component: cytosol.